UUACCUAGGUACUUCGUCGCCAUCCCUGGCAGCCCGUACCCGUAUCUCAGUCCUGUUAUCAACAAGCUAACAAGGCCCCCUGUCAGUCGACUACGCUAGCUGGUCCCCGCCAAAAAGUUCUACAAUGGAGACUAAAAUUUUGAGAAGUUGCAGAUUCGCAUCCGGGCCCAAGACUUUUAUUCAAUUACACGUCAACAACGACGUUGGACGUGAAGUAUGGCGCCGAUCGAGAAGAAGAGAAAGAGCGGUCCAACCAACGAAUCUUUUGCGCGAUCACGAAAUCCUAGAGACGCAGAUAAUCGACCUUCCAAAAGACCAAGAGCGGAGGAGCAGGAAGGAGAACAAACGACCAGAGCAAAGAUCCCACAUGUGCCGAAGAUAUCACAAGUACGAGAUGAAGACAUUGCAUUUCCUCGAGGUGGUGCAAGUCUUUUGACACCACUAGAGCACAAGCAAAUCCAAAUUGAAGCUACUCGAGAUGUGUUGUUUGAGCAGGGCGGGAAAUCCACAAACGUUGAUGAUGCCGGGGAAGAUGGCGAAAAUACUAAAAAAAGGAAGCACAAAUCGAAGUCAAAGGAGAAAAGUAAAGGGAAGAAAGGUCAGGAAGCUACUGAAGCCGACGAAGAGGAUGUCAGGAUUGAGGGCUUGAGCUACAAGCGAUUAGUUACAGGCUCACUAGUACUGGGACAAGUCUCCCAGAUCAGUGAUCUUGACAUCGCCCUUUCCCUACCAAAUAAUCUCACCGGUUAUGUACCAAUCACUUCUAUUUCCGACAAGAUCACAGAGAGGAUCGAGGCGAUUGCUGCAGAUGAAGGAAAUGACGAGGAGACCGAGUUAGAGGAUGUAGACUUGCACAAACUAUUCACAGUCGGCCAAUAUCUUCGAGCAUACGUUGUUUCGACCAAGGAUGAUGAAGCGGUUGCAUCUGGCAAGGCAAAGAGGCAUAUAGAGUUGUCGCUUAAGCCCCAACAAUCGAAUAGUUCUAUGAUUUCCCAGAAUGUGGUGGCCAACAAUACCCUCAUGGCAUCCGUGGCAAGUGUAGAAGACCAUGGUCUCAUUAUGGAUCUCGGCCUUGCAGACCCAGAUAUUAGAGGGUUUAUGUCAUCGAACGACGUCGGUUACGGGGUGGAUAUCUCCAGCAUCCAAGAAGGAGCCGUUUUCUUGUGCACGAUCACUGGUCUCAAUUCUAAUGGCAAAACCGUCAAGCUGUGUGUGGAUCCGGCCAAAAUUGCACACCCGAAGAAGCCAAACUACCUGUCCGAAGCUCCAACAAUUGACGCUUUCGUCCCUGGUACUGCCGUAGAGAUACUGGUCGCAGAGAUCACUCCAAGAGGAAUCGCGGGAAAAGUCAUGGGUAUGCUUGACGUGACUGCCGAUCUGAUGCAUUCAGGUGCUGGAGCAGAUGGAAAGGAUUUGGAGAAGAAAUACAAGAUUGGAAGCAAAAUAAAGGGAAGGGUCAUCUGCACAUUUCCCAAUGCUCAACCUGCGAAAUUGGGGGUGUCGUUGCUUGACCACGUGAUGUUACUCGCAUCUCAGCUCGCCAUACAAGACAAAGAAAGGAAGAAUCCUCUAGACGUCUUACCUCUGUCUUCUAUUGUUGAGGAAGCCACAGUUACGAAGGUGGAGCCAGGAAUGGGUCUUUUCGUUGAUUUGGGUCUGAAAGGUGUUUCGGGGUUUGUGCAUAUAUCAAGAGUCAAGGAUGGAAAGAUCGAGACCCUCUCAGAAACUACUGGACACUACAAGACCGGCUCCAAGCACCGUGCACGAGUGAUCGGAUAUAAUCCUCUAGACGGAAUAUACCUCGUCUCAUUAGAGGAGUCGAUUCUGGCGCAGCCUUUUCUCCGGAUCGAGGAUGUGCCAAUUGGCGCAGUGGUCAGAGGCAAAGUUGAGAAGAUCGUUGUGAAUGAAAGGGGUGUGGGAGGCGUACUGCUGAAUCUUGCAGAGGGUAUCACUGGGCUUGUGUCAGAAGCGCACAUGUCAGACGUCCAGCUACUGCACCCUGAAAAGAAGUUCAAGGAGGGUUCUACGGUCACAGCCAGGGUUUUGUCAACAGAUCCUGGGAAAAGACAUAUUCGCCUCACACUAAAGAAAACACUGGUAAAUUCAGAUGCAUCCAUAUUUGUAUCCUACGAGGAUAUUGCGAUUGGCAUGCAGAGUCCUGGUACAAUUGUUAAUAUCCUCCCAAAUGGUGCCGUUGUACAGUUCUACGGAUCAAUCCGUGGAUUCCUUCCGGUGGCUGAAAUGAGCGAGGCAUACAUUAAAGAUCCUACCCAGCAUUUCCGUGUCGGGCAGGUUGUAAAUGUUCACGUUCUGAAUGUUGAUCCCGAGGAGGAAAAAUUGACUGUGUCAUGCAAAGAUCCUUCUUCUUUUGGGCUUGCUCAGCAAAUUAUCAUGAAGAAGUUGAAAGUGGGCGAGACUGUUUCCGCUGUGGUUACAGAGAAAUUAAACGACACCAUUUCUCUUGAUCUUCAAGGCCUUCGUGCCAGUCUUGCUGUGGCCCAUCUCACCGAUGGCUCGGCGCAAAAGAAUGCGUCUGCGCUGAAAAAGAUUCGUGUUGGACAAACUUUGACAGAUCUUCUGGUCCUCGAGAAGAACGAAUCUAAGCAUUUCAUCGUGUUGACAAACAAGCCAGGUCUUAUCGCCGACGCCAAAGCUUCGCUUCUCUUACGAAGUUUUGAAGACGUGAAGGAGAAUAAGGUCGUCCAUGGAUUUGUUAGAAAUAUCACUCUCACAGGAGUGUUUGUUCAAUUUGCAAGUGGUCUCGUUGGAUUAUUGCCAAAGGUCAAAUUGACGGAGGAUGCAAUUCGCCUCCCAGAUUUUGGUUUGAAAAAGGCGCAGACCCUUCAAGUCAGAAUUGUUAGAGUCGAUCAUGGGCAACAGAAUUUCCAAUUAUCUAUGAUUGAUGCUGCUACACCCAAGGCUUCAACCGAGAAGUCCGCUCCUUCUGUCGCUAUCAAUCAAGAAGCAUUGAAUCCAAUUGACACAACACUCCAGAGUCUUGACGACCUCACGUUAGGUAGAUUGACAAAGGCAAAGAUUGUCUCGAUCAAGGACACACAGAUCAACGUUCAGCUUGCAGACAAUAUCCAAGGUCGGAUAGAUGUCUCACAAAUCUUCGACUCCUGGGAUGAAAUAAAAGAUCGCAAGCGGCCCCUCCGCUCGUUCUCGCCAAAGCAGAUACUGAAUGUUCGUGUCCUGGGUAUACACGAUGCGCGAAACCACCGAUUCUUACCAAUAUCACAUCGAUCAGGCAAGACUCUGGUUUUCGAGCUGUCCGCCAAACCGAGUGACCAGAGCAGUAAGGUCCAGGAUCCGCUCGUGCUUGACCAGGUCAAGCCCGGAUCUUCCUGGAUUGCUUAUGUGAACAACAUACAAGAGAGCUACGUCUGGGUAAAUCUCUCUCCGAACGUACGUGGCCGGAUUCUUGCUCUGGAUAUUUCAGAUGAUGUGUCCAAAUUGAAGGACCUGGAGUCAAACUUCCCUGUCGGAUCAGCAAUCAGAGUCCAUGUCAAGCAUGUUGACGCUGCGAACAAUCGCCUUGAUUUGUCCGCUCGGUCGGCACAGUCUUCGGAGCCAUUGACCCUCAAGAGCUUAAGCAAAGGAAUGGUCGUGCCCGGAAAGGUCACAAAAACCACUGAGAGACAUAUUAUGGUACAGCUCAGUGAUAGUCUCUCGGCCCCUGUCAAUCUUACCGAUCUAGCCGACGACUACUCGGAAGCAGAUCCUACAAAGUACUCAAAGAAUGAGAUCAUUCGGGUUUGUGUUACAGAUCUUGAUCUUCCGAACAAGAAGAUUAGACUAUCCACACGACCCUCAAGAGUUUUGAAUUCAUCUCUCGAUGUAAAAGAUCCGGAGAUAUCAACGGCGUCUCAGGUAAAGCCCAACGACAUCGUGCGUGGUUUUGUCAGCAAUGUCUCCGACCGUGGUUUGUUUGUGAACUUGGGCGGGAAUGUUACUGCCUGGGUUCGUGUUGCUGAGCUAUCGGACUCCUAUAUCAAGGAAUGGCAGAACGAGUUUGAGGUUGAUCAGCUUGUGAAAGGGAAAGUCACUUUGGUUGAUUCCGCCAAAAAUCACGUCCAAAUGAGUUUGAAAGCUUCUGUCAUUGACAAGGACUACGUUGCUCCACUGGGCUUCCACGAUCUUAAAAUCGGUCAAAUAGUGACUGGCAAGGUGAGAAAAGUGGAGGAUUAUGGAGUAUUCAUAGUGAUUGAUGGAUCGAACAACCUCAGUGGGCUAUGCCAUCAGUCUCAAAUGGCAGACAAGAGCCGAGUCGUCGAUGUAAAGAAGCUUUACGAGGAGGGAGAUGCUGUCAGAGCAAAAAUCCUAAGUCUUGAUAGGGAGAAGAAGCGAAUCAGUUUCGGCCUCAAAGCAUCGUACUUCGAUGAUGGCAUCGAGUCCGAGGAUAACAGCGAGGAUGAAGAUCUCAGUGAAAUGCAAGGCGUCAAGAUCUCCGGAGACUCCAGUAAUGAAAAAGAGGACGAGGUUGGUGGAAUUGAUCUGAAUGACGUUGAAAGCAUUGACAGCGAUGAGGAUCAAGCUGGUGCAAAUUCAGACGAAGAAAUGCCAGAUGUGGAUGAAACCGAUGUGCCAGCUCUUAGCGCAGGAGGAUUUGACUGGUCAGCCAACGUUCUUGACGAGGUGGACAACCGAUCAGACGGCGGGUCUGACAACGAAGGGGGCGACGAAAAGCCCAAGAAGAAGAAGCGCAGGAAGGCAGAAAUUACGGUUGAUCGAACCGGUGACCUGGAUGCCAACGGGCCACAAUCCAUUAGCGAUUUUGAGCGUUUACUUCUGGGUCAACCAGACUCCUCCGCCCUUUGGAUUCAAUACAUGGCUUUCCAGAUGCAACUCAGCGAACUUAGCAAAGCAAGAGAGAUCGCCGAGCGUGCCAUCAAAACAAUCAACAUACGCGAAGAGACCGAAAAGAUGAACGUAUGGAUUGCCUUGCUCAAUUUGGAGAAUGCCUACGGAAGCGAUGAGACAGUAGAGGAGGUUUUCAAGCGAGCAUGCCAAUACAACGAUGCGCAAGAGAUCCACGAAAGACUUACCAGUAUCUACAUCCAGUCUGGCAAGCACAGCAAAGCCGACGAUCUCUUUCAGGUGCUGGUCAAGAAGUUCUCCCAAUCCCCCACCGUCUGGACAAACUACGCUCAUUUCCUCCUCAAUACCCUCUCCUCCCCAGACCGUGCUCGUGGCCUCCUCUCGCGCGCCAAACAAUCACUCCCACCACACACCCACAUCGCUCUCACGCUCAAAUUCGCGUCUCUCGAGUUUCACUCCGCAGCCGGGUCCCCCGAGCGAGGUCGCACCAUGUUCGAGGCCCUCCUCACCACUUUCCCCAAACGUCUCGAUAUCUGGAACCAACUGCUGGAUCUGGAAACUACGCAGGGUGAUAAAGAUGUUAUCAGAGGCGUAUUUGAGCGCAUGGUUAAGACGAACAAGGCAUUGAAGCCGAAGCAGGCUGUGGCGUGGUUUAGGAGGUGGAGCGAGUGGGAGGAGGCGAAUGGUGAUAAGAAGAGUCAGGAGAAGGUGCUUGCAAAGACACAGGAAUGGGUUAUGGCUGCGGCAGCGAAGAAGGAAAAGGCGAAGGAUGGUGAUGAGGAGUAGUUGAGCUUACUUCCGAGAAAGAGAUCGCAUUCUGCAUAGCAUGGAGUAAAGGACAUAAAAGCAUCGACGCACGCCCAAGACGGGCUUUUCUUUGGUGAUGGGUACUGUAUGCUAGACGAAUGAAGACAAUUCCUGAGAGAUGCGCAAUGGAGUCAUUUCUCUAAUCUCAGUGUGAAUUUGCCGUAAAUGAAAUGGAUCCAUCUCGGUCUCCGCAGGAGUUUAGCUUUCUAUUUUUUGUUUGUGAAGUAGUGGCAUCAAUGCCUCGCUAAAGAAAAUAGUAUCUAGAGUCUCCCAGCAUUCGGCCAUGGGCCUUAUAUCUGACUUCUGGGCGAAGGGCAAAUAAAUUCUAGCUACGCAUGAGAUUUCCUUGAGAAAGAGUCGAAUACCACACGUGACUCGUCGAUCAGUAUCUGGUUGUGACGACGUCAUCCAUUUUGUGAACUUCAUA
This is a messenger RNA of Cadophora gregata, 6055 nucleotides long. It is a transcript of the gene RRP5, whose product is annotated as rRNA biogenesis protein rrp5. Lineage: Eukaryota; Fungi; Ascomycota; Leotiomycetes; Helotiales; Ploettnerulaceae. Gene Ontology annotation, cellular component: nucleolus; small-subunit processome. The transcript is spliced from 3 exons. The coding region runs from base 217 to 5607 and encodes 1796 amino acids. The record is from RefSeq and is a predicted model, not a curated record. Gene Ontology annotation, biological process: rRNA processing. Gene Ontology annotation, molecular function: protein binding; RNA binding.